AUGGAGAUGGACCUGUUGCACCCUGAUCCUUUGGAGGAGGCGAAGAAGCACAAGCUCAAGCGCCUCAUUCCAAACCCCAAAUCCUUCUUCAUGGAUGUCAAGUGCCCCGGAUGUUACAGCAUUGCUACCGUCUUUUCUCACGCUCAAACUGUCGUCCUUUGCGGGAGCUGCAACGUAAUGCUCUGCCAGCCGACGGGCGGCAAGUGCAAGCUGACGGAGGGCUGCUCAUUUAGGAAGAAGGUUGAGUAA
This is a messenger RNA of Cyclospora cayetanensis, 249 nucleotides long. RefSeq names its product 40S ribosomal protein S27. The transcript is spliced from 2 exons. The record is from RefSeq and is a predicted model, not a curated record. Gene Ontology annotation, molecular function: RNA binding; structural constituent of ribosome. Lineage: Eukaryota; Apicomplexa; Conoidasida; Eucoccidiorida; Eimeriidae. Gene Ontology annotation, cellular component: ribosome; cytosolic small ribosomal subunit. Bases 1 to 249 code for a protein of 82 amino acids. Gene Ontology annotation, biological process: ribosomal small subunit assembly; translation.